Messenger RNA from Rubroshorea leprosula, 907 nucleotides. The record is from the annotation of a GenBank genome assembly. Lineage: Eukaryota; Viridiplantae; Streptophyta; Magnoliopsida; Malvales; Dipterocarpaceae.
AGAUGAUAAGUUGUACUAAAUCGUAGUAGUACAUGAAAUCAAAGGCUGAAAAGUAUGUUGGGAAACGGAAAAGGAGACCGAACUAUUGGUGAAGCCAUUUGAAGGUGAAUCACAUCGGUUGCAUAAGAAAAUAUGUGAGGCAGCAAUGAAGGUCAGGAAGGCAGUGAAAGAAAACAAGUGGAGAUGUCUUUUUAUAUUUGAAUCUACUUAGCGGUGAAGGAAAGCAGUGAAAUUAAGAAACGGUUUUCCUAACCAUGGACAAUAACCUUUUUCCUCUUUAUGUAAAUUAAUUAUAAAAAGAAUUGCAUAAGAAAAUAUGUAAAAGAAAAUAAAUGGAAACUAUGAGGGUGUUUGGAAAGUUUCAAAAAGUAAAAUUUUUUCUUAUAAAUUUAAAAAUUUGUUGAAAAAAAUUUUAAAAAUUAAUUUGAAAAAUAAAUUACUCCGAUUCUAGUCGAGAGAGGUUAGAUUCCGUAAAAAUACUCAUUAUUUUUUUAUUGCCAAUCGCAAUUGACGAUGGAAUUGACUUGAAGUCGAUGCAGGAGGGAGAUGUCGUCGAAACUUCACCAAAUUGCCAUUGACAAUGGACUUGACAUGAAUUCGAUGCAGGAGAGAGGUGUCGACGAAACUUCACCAAAUUGGAAGCAAGGGACGAAGAUGAUUUUGGUCAUAACAGGGGCAAAAUAGUCCUUGCGACAGAAAAUCUUAACUUCUGUGUAGCUUUAUCAUUUUCCUGAAUCAGCAACAACUGGGCCGCAGUUGGCCUCACUGCAUUAUUUUGCCCCAGCCAAUAAUUCAACGCCAACCCAUCGGCAUGAUCAUCUUAUCCUAUUGCUUUUGCUUCUGGGUUUGUAGGGCAUAAGUUAAAAAUUAUUAAUUAGAGUAUUUUUAAUUAAUUUUACAUAAAUUU